GCGCCUCGGGCGGCCUCCUGAGGGGCUCUGCUAAACUUCAGCGCUGCAGGGUCUUACCCUGCGGGGUGUAGGGUCCUGGCCUGGCGGGAGGGGCGGCCCGGCGGGGGUCGUGCCUCCUGGAGCCGCCCCCGGGACAUCAGUCCUGGAGGAGGCGAGGGUUGGUCCAGCUGUUGAGAAGACUAUGAACAGAUCAGAGAACUUAUUCUUUUCUAGUUCCUCAUUAGCAUCCCAAGUUCAUGCUGCUGCUGUUAAUGGAGAUAAGGGUGCUCUUCAGAGGCUCAUCAUAGGAAACCCUGCUCUUAAAGACAAAGAAGAUCAAUUUGGGAGAACACCACUUAUGUAUUGUGUGUUGGCUGACAGAUUGGAUUGUGCAGAUACUCUCCUGAAAGCAGGAGCAGAUGUUAAUAAAACUGACCAUAGCCAGAGAACAGCCCUCCAUCUUGCAGCUCAAAAGGGAAAUUAUCGUUUCAUGAAACUCUUACUCACACGCAGAGCAAACUGGAUGCAAAAGGAUCUAGAAGAGAUGACUCCUUUGCACUUGACCACCCGGCACAAGAGCCCUAAGUGUUUGGCGCUUCUGCUGAAGUUUAUGGCACCAGGAGAAGUGGAUACACAGGAUAAAAACAAGCAAACAGCGCUGCAUUGGAGUGCCUACUACAAUAACCCCGAGCACGUGAAGCUGCUUAUCAAGCAUGAUUCCAACAUUGGGAUUCCUGAUGUUGAAGGCAAGAUCCCACUUCACUGGGCAGCGAACCAUAAAGAUCCAAGUGCUGUUCAUACAGUGAGAUGCAUUCUGGAUGCUGCGCCAACAGAGUCUUUGCUGAACUGGCAGGACUAUGAGGGUCGAACACCUCUUCAUUUUGCUGUCGCUGAUGGAAAUGUGACAGUGGUUGAUGUCUUGACCUCGUAUGAAAGCUGCAACAUAACAUCUUAUGAUAACUUAUUUCGAACUCCACUUCACUGGGCAGCUUUACUGGGCCAUGCACAGAUUGUCCAUCUUCUUUUAGAAAGAAAUAAGUCUGGAACUAUCCCAUCUGACAGCCAAGGAGCAACACCUUUGCACUAUGCAGCUCAGAGUAACUUUGCUGAAACAGUCAAAGUGUUUUUAAAACAUCCUUCAGUGAAAGAUGAUUCAGACCUCGAAGGAAGAACAUCCUUUAUGUGGGCAGCAGGGAAAGGCAGUGAUGAUGUCCUUAGGACCAUGCUGAGUUUAAAAUCUGACAUUGAUAUUAACACGGCAGACAAGUAUGGAGGUACAGCCUUACAUGCUGCUGCCCUUUCUGGCCACGUUAGCACAGUGAAGUUAUUACUGGAAAAUAAUGCCCAAGUAGAUGCUACCGAUGUCAUGAAACAUACCCCACUUUUCAGAGCCUGUGAGAUGGGACACAAGGAUGUGAUUCAGACACUCAUUAAAGGUGGAGCAAGGGUAGAUCUAGUUGACCAAGAUGGACAUUCUCUUCUACAUUGGGCAGCUCUGGGAGGAAAUGCUGAUGUUUGCCAGAUAUUGAUAGAAAAUAAGAUCAAUCCAAAUGUGCAAGAUUAUGCAGGAAGAACCCCUUUGCAGUGUGCUGCAUAUGGAGGAUAUAUCAACUGCAUGGCAGUGCUCAUGGAAAAUAAUGCAGACCCUAACAUUCAAGACAAAGAGGGAAGAACAGCUUUGCACUGGUCCUGUAACAAUGGAUACCUUGACGCCAUUAAAUUACUGCUAGACUUUGCUGCUUUCCCUAAUCAGAUGGAAAAUAAUGAAGAGAGAUACACACCCCUGGAUUAUGCUUUGCUUGGUGAGCGCCAUGAAGUGAUCCAGUUCAUGCUGGAGCAUGGUGCCCUGUCCAUCGCAGCUAUACAAGACAUUGCUGCUUUCAAAAUCCAAGCGGUCUACAAAGGGUACAAGGUCAGAAAAGCUUUCCGAGACCGGAAAAAUCUCCUUAUGAAGCAUGAACAAUUGAGAAAAGAUGCGGCUGCCAAAAAGCGGGAGGAAGAAAAUAAGCGAAAAGAGGCAGAACAGCAGAAAGGAAGGCUGAGCACAGACUUCUGCAGACCCCAAGGCUUUCCUUGUCUACUACCCAGCAUCCAGGAUGAGCCCAGCAGACAGAGCUGGGCCCCCAGCAAACAGCCUCCUGCCGGCAACACGACCCAGGGCUCUGAGCCAAGAUAUUGCAGAGGGUCUCCAGGAGGGUCUCCAGGCAGAACCCCCCAGAAGGAGCAGCAUGUUUCCUCAGACUUGCAGGGAACAAACUCCAGAAAGCCAAAUGAAACAUCCAGAGAACAUUCUAAGGGCCGAUCUGCCUGUGUCCACUUCAGACCCAGUGAAGGCAAUGAUGGAAACAGGUGUUCAGGAGUCUCCUUGGUUGAGAAGUCCAGAGGUGAGACAGUUGGCGAUCAGUGGUGUGACAAGGGGAAAGCCUUCUUGAAGCAGCCCUCCUAUAUCAGGCUGCCUGGGCCUGAUGAGAAAAGAAAGGAUCCCAGUCAGGCAGCAGCAAGCCUUCCACAGCAGGAUGGCCACGGGAAGCCCAGCAGGCAGCAUGACACAGCACCCAAGGCCAAAUGUGCCCCCCAGAAAAGGCGCAUUCAAGAGCUCCAAGGAGGAAGGCACUCCCCCGCUGGUUCUAGCCGGCCUGGCAGUGCCAGGGGGGAGGUGGUCCCUGCUGGGCAGAAUCUUCUCCACCAUCGCACACCAAGAAACAAAGUGACACAAGACAAACUCACAGGAGGUCUCUAUUCAGAUUUGCCACACAGCACAGAGUUGAGGUCAGAAGCCAGGAAGCUGGGGACAUCCACCCUGACUGAGGACAUACAGGUAUCUAAGGAGACUGAUUCAAUACCUGGUCCCCUCUCUGGACAGAAUGUGAAUAUAGACCAUCUCCCCGUAGAGCUCCGACUGCAGAUAAUUCAAAGAGAAAGAAGUAGGAAAGAGCUGUUUCGCAAAAAGAACAAGGCAGCAGCAACCAUCCAGCGUGCCUGGCAAAGCUACCAGCUCAGGAAGCACCUGUCCCAACUUCUGCAUAUGAAGCAGCUUGGAGCUGGAGAUGUGGACAGAUGGAACCGAGAGUGCAUGGCACUGCUCCUCCAGGUUUGGAGGAAGGAACUGGAACUAAAGCUCCCAAAGACCAUCACAGUAAGCAGGGCCCCCAAGAGUGCAUCCAAAGGCAUCUCAGGCACAAAGUCCACCAAGCAGUCGUUGCUCAAGCAAAUCUAUGGUUGUUCUCAAGAAGGGAAAGUACGUCAUCCCACAGGAUCGUCAAAAGCCCCUUCUGUGUUGCAUCUCAAUUCAGCAAGCAACUUGCAGUGUGUACAUCUUGAGAACAGUGGAAGAUCAAAGAACUUUUCUUAUAACCUGCAAUCAGCGCCCCAAUCAAAAAACAAAGCUGUGACUGCCCAUGGAAGAAGACUAUGUUCGGGGGAGCUGGAAUAACUAAUGCAGAGUUUUAAUUCUCUGAUUAUUUUUCACAUCUUGGGAAAACUUUAAUAUCCAUGCCUGAAGCUUUAUUUGCCUGAAAAUGUGGUAACAACUGAAAGAAAAUGUCAGAAUGUUUUCUUUCUGUUAUUACACAGCACUGUUCUGUCAAUCAUCUUAGCCUGCACUAAAAGGACCAGGGUAGACUAUGCCUAGCUGUGUGCCUUCCCCUCAGUCUGUACAGCUGGAAAUGAGAAUUAAUAACAACAGUAAAGUCUAAGUAAAGCUAAGAACAAGAGCAUCUAAGGGGCUGCUUGCUGAGAUUUCUGCCAGCUAACUGGUACAGGACUCUGGUUUCUUUGCUCAAGUGAUGAACCUAAAUGAGCUGGGGAAACUGUCCCACAGCAGCCUUCUUCAUUUCACUACUGUCCUGGAAUCUAAUGCAAUAAACUUUAUCACAGAUACCACAUCCUCACCAUUACUCCAACAAUAUCAGUGCCAAAUUUUAGAUCACAGUCAUAACCCAGUGUUUGCAUUUAGAAAUUGUCUGUAAGAACGCAGGUAUACUCUAUUGAUUCCUUACAUUUUACAGUUUCCAUGUUAGCCUCUGAAGGCCACAGGUUGCUGCCACAUCCUCUCUGAAUGGCUUUCUCACUACUGGGCCUCAACAGCAGUAUCACAGUAUCAAGGAAUCAGUCAGGUAGGGUUUACAGAUCAAACUGUUCAUGCCACAAGGUGUCAACUUAGGCCUCAAACGUUCCACUUGUGUUUUCUGACCAACUUGCAAAAGUGAGCAAUUCCAAAUUCUCAAAAUGCCAUUUUUAUUGGCAGGGAAAACUGUGCUAACUCUAAA
Cynocephalus volans (Philippine flying lemur) is the source of this 4247-nucleotide messenger RNA. RefSeq names its product inversin (gene INVS). The transcript has 17 exons. Gene Ontology annotation, molecular function: protein binding. Bases 182 to 3412 code for a protein of 1076 amino acids. The record is from RefSeq and is a predicted model, not a curated record. Gene Ontology annotation, cellular component: ciliary inversin compartment. Gene Ontology annotation, biological process: protein localization to ciliary inversin compartment. NCBI's taxonomy places the organism in Eukaryota, Metazoa, Chordata, Mammalia, Dermoptera, Cynocephalidae.